Molecule: messenger RNA, 2217 nt
Organism: Petromyzon marinus (sea lamprey)
Lineage: Eukaryota; Metazoa; Chordata; Hyperoartia; Petromyzontiformes; Petromyzontidae
Source: RefSeq, a predicted model, not a curated record
AUCUCGUGACGGAGGAGAGAGAGAGAGAGACGCGCGGGCUCCAGAUGUACGGCAGGCUUCGUCAGGGUCGGGAUGGAACCCACGACCUCCCGUACACCGGGAGAGGUGGUCAACAUCUCGCCGCGUUUGCCCGCAGGCUCCUCCGUGCCGCCGGCCUCCUCCGCCCAGGCUGCGGCGGUGUCGCUCAGCGCUCGCUCUCGCUACGGCCUGCGGCAGCGCGAGAGGAAAGUCUACACAGAGGUGGAGGAGCCCCAGGACGACGACUUCUUCUUCUGCGAGCUGUGCAGGGAUUUCUACCUGGGGGAGUGCUCCGUGCACGGCCCGCCAGAGUUCAUCACGGACGCGGCCGUGGCCCCGGGAGUGGCCGACAGGGCCCGGCUCAGCCUGCCCCAGGGCCUCACCGUCGGCGCCUCCUCCAUCGCCGGCGCCGGCCUCGGCGUGUGGAGCAACAGGAAGAAGCUGCCCAAGGGGGUGAUGUUUGGGCCCUACCAGGGAGAGGUGUCUGAGGAGAACCCCGUGAGCGAGUACUGCUGGCUGGUGAGCUGCUGCUGCUGCUGCUGCUGCCACUGCUGCAGCCUCCUCCUAUUCCUACAUCAUCAUCGUCGUCGUGUGUGUGGAGAGGAGGCUCGUGAGGGAGAUACAGAGAAAGCCAUAGCUUCACACAGUCACCCAGUUGGCUACGUCCGGUACGAAAGAAGUUCAAGUUACGGUCCAACUCACAUUAAUUAUCCGUGGAUCUGCUCGUGUGCGUGUGUGUUUCAGAUUUACAAAAACAAAAAGGAUCGUGAAUAUGUUGAUGCUCAGGAUGAAUCAAAAUCAAACUGGAUGAGGUUCGUCAACUGCGCGAGGAAUGAGCAGGAGCAGAACCUGGUGGCCUUCCAGCACCGGGGGCAGAUUUACUACCGCACGUUCCGUGCCGUGGGGCCCGGCUCUGAGCUGCUGGUCUGGUACGGCGAGGAGUUCGCCCAGGAGCUGGGCAUCGCCUGCGAGGCCGGGCCCUCGCGACGCCGCAGCAGCAGCAGCAGCGAGUUGGCUCCCAGGGCCACCGCCAGAGACCUGCACCCCGUGCAGCCUCCACCAAGCGAGGAACACUGUGAGCACCGCUCACCAGAGACUCACCACUGCUCACCAGACUAUAGCCACCACUCACCAGAGAUGAUAGCCACCACUCACCAGAGAGCGUUUGCACGGCUAUCACACCUUCACAGGCACCAGAGAACACACACGGGAGAGAAGCCGUUCAAGUGCACCGUGUGUGAGAAGGCGUUUGCACAUCUACAACACCUUCACAGGCACCAGAGAACACACACGGGAGAGAAGCCGUUCAAGUGCACCGUGUGUGAGAAGGCGUUUGCACAACUACCAGAUCUUCACAGGCACCAGAGAACACACACGGGAGAGAAGCCGUUCAAGUGCACCGUGUGUGAGAAGGCGUUUGCAUGGCUAUCAGCUCUUCACAGCCACCAGAGAACACACACGGGAGAGAAGCCGUUCACGUGCACCGUGUGUGAGAAGGCGUUUGCACGGCUAUCAACUCUUCACAGCCACCAGAGAACACACACGGGAGAGAAGCCGUUCAAGUGCACCGUGUGUGAGAAGGCGUUUGCACAACUACCAGAUCUUCACAGCCACCAGAGAACACACACGGGAGAGAAGCCGUUCACGUGCACCGUGUGUGAGAAGGCGUUUGCACGGCUAUCAACUCUUCACAGCCACCAGAGAACACACACGGGAGAGAAGCCGUUCAAGUGCACCGUGUGUGAGAAGGCGUUUGCACAACUACCAGAUCUUCACAGGCACCAGAGAACACACACGGGAGAGAAGCCGUUCAAGUGCACCGUGUGUGAGAAGGCGUUUGCAUGGCUAUCAGCUCUUCACAGUCACCAGAGAACACACACGGGAGAGAAGCCGUUCACGUGCACCGUGUGUGAGAAGGCGUUUGAACGGCCAUCAACUCUUCACAGCCACCAGAGAACACACACGGGAGAGAAGCCGUUCAAGUGCACCGUGUGUGAGAAGGCGUUUGCACGGCCAUCAACACUUCACAGCCACCAGAGAACACACACGGGAGAGAAGGGUGACGCCCACCCCGUGAAUGGCGACACCCACCCCGUGAACGGCGACGCCCACCCCGUGAACGGCGACGCCCACCCCGUGAACGGCGACGCCCACCCCGUGAACGGUGACACCCUGGGACUGGUGACACCCACCCCGUGA